Messenger RNA from Cryptomeria japonica (Japanese cedar), 2277 nucleotides. Its product is annotated as exonuclease 1. Gene Ontology annotation, molecular function: 5'-flap endonuclease activity; protein binding; metal ion binding. Bases 97 to 2058 code for a protein of 653 amino acids. The transcript has 13 exons. NCBI's taxonomy places the organism in Eukaryota, Viridiplantae, Streptophyta, Pinopsida, Cupressales, Cupressaceae. The record is from RefSeq and is a predicted model, not a curated record.
GCCAAAAUAUUGAAAAUUUGAUGUCUUACAAAUAAAGAGAAAGCGAAUUUUAGGAAGCGCGGGUCUUUCCUCUCCGAACUCUGUGAAGCAAAAACCAUGGGGGUGAAGGAUCUUCUGAAGCAAAUGAAGCCUUACAUUCAGACCGCGCAUAUCAAGAAAUAUGCAGGGAAAAGGGUGGGCAUUGAUGCUUAUUCAUGGCUUCAUAAAGGAGCCUAUUCAUGCAGCAUGGAGAUUUGUCAGGGUGGUGCUAAUGCAAGGAAUUCGAGGCUUCCCUACUUGCAGUAUUGCAUGAACAGGAUCAAUAUGCUUAGAUACUACAAUGUCGUUCCAGUAGUCGUUUUUGAUGGUGGUAGACUUCCAUCAAAAGCUGCCACAGAAGAAGAACGUCAGAGGAGAAGAGGUGCCAACCUGGAACAGGCUCAAGCUAAGUUAUCAGAGGGAGAUAUUAAUGGUGCUAUCGAAUUUUUCCAGAGAGCAGUGGAGAUUACACCAUUCAUGGCAGAUGAACUUAUCCAGAUUCUUAAAACAGAAGGUGUUGAGUUCGUUGUUGCUCCUUAUGAAGCUGAUUCUCAAUUGGCUUAUUUGUCCAUGUUGGACCCCAAAAAAGGGGGAUUAGAAGCAGUCAUCAGCGAGGACAGUGAUCUAAUGGCAUAUGGCUGCAAUGUGGUUAUAUAUAAAAUGGAUAAGUAUGGAGAUGGUGAAGAAGUUGCGAUGAACAAGGUUUUCAACUGGACACAUGUACCUGCCGGUAAACUUUCAUUCAGAGGCUUCAAUCAAGAAUUAUUUACAGGAAUGUGUGUCUUAGCUGGUUGUGACUUUCUGUCAUCUAUCAAUGGCAUAGGGAUCAAGCGAGCACAUUCUUUGGUAUCGAAGUAUAAAAAUUUAGAUCGGGUUCUUUCUGUCUUGCAAUUUGAUAAAACACAUCAGAUGCCUGAGGAUUAUGUCAACUCUUUCAAGAAGGCAACUGCAGUUUUCCGUUAUGCAAAAGUAUAUGAUGCAAACACGAGAUGCCUCUCAUUUCUGAGGCCACUACCACAAGGGUUUUUAGAAGCAUUUGAAGGCAAUGUGGAUUUCCUUGGCCCAGAUUUGCCUCCUUCAAUGGUAAUAGCCAUCGCUGAAGGGCGAAUGGAUCCGAUAUCCAUGGAAGCUUUUAACGAGUUUCAACAAAUUCCUUCACAAGGACACCAUCUACUCUCUACAAAUGAGAGUAUCACCUCCUGGAACAUGUCAAGUAGAUUACAGACUGGGAAAAAUGAAGCUUCUUUUGGAGCUGAAGAGAAGGGUUCUCAAAUCCUAAUACAUGCAUCAUACAGGAAUCGAGUGAACGAGGAACAAGAGUUGGAAGUUAUUUCCGAGGAAAAUGCAGAAGCAAAUUGUUUAUUACAGAGCCAAGACGCUUGCCCUUCCGAUCGGGCUAUAAUGACACAUUUCCGACUAAUAGCUGAACAUUCAUCCUUGAUUAAGGCAUCCCUCGCAAGUGAUCAUAAUGAGGAUAAUGAAAUGGAGAAAAAUGCUGGUGUUCUGGAGGUCAAAGGACAAAAAAGGGUUUUUCCUCCCAUUCCAGACAACAAUCCUUUCAAGAAAUCAAAACUAAUCGAUUCUGUUUCUCUUGGGCAUUGCAAAUCCUUGUCUCAGAAAGCUUCUCAUAAUGAUUUAGCUGCCACUCAUUUGUGUGAGAAAAGUGAAAUUCAAGUUGAAGGAAUCCACAAUGACAUAAUUUCCAACACGCAAUUGGACAUAAAUGAAAAAGAAUUUCCAUCUCCAAUGAACUUGGGUGAUCCUGAAGUUGUUUCACACAAUGUUUCUGCCAGCCCAGUUUUAGGAUUACAAGUCUCACAUGGGACACAAGUGAUGAAGCAGACAGCAACCCAGCCACGUGUAAGCAGAGGUCAUUCUCAAAACAUUAAAGCUCCCUUGAUUUCCUCGGCAUCUCCUACUCCAUUCAGCCAAACAUCAUCUCGCAUCAAGACCAAAACCAACACAAGAGGCAGCAAAUCUGGUAGCCAAAGCUUGUCCCCAAGGAGCAGUUGCAUAACAAAGUUCUUCACCACAAUCUGAAUAUAAUUGAUAUAGCAUAACGAAGUUCUUCACCACAAUCUGAAUAUAAUUGUAGUUACACAUGGGACUUGUACUAAUAUUUGAAAACACUUCACCCUUGGUUGUUUUGGCGCAAUGUCCACUCAUGUCUCACAGAUUGGGUGAGAGAUUUCAGUCGGGACAAUUGUAAUUUCAUCCGUGGGUUUCAUAACAUUAAUUCAUUUAUCUCAUAUUCACAAC